AGUGUAUAAUAUUAUACUAGCAAUGACAAACCGUUACUUUCGGUUAAAGCUUAUACAUCAACACUAUCAUCCUUAGCUUCUUCUUCCAUUCCUCUCACUUACUACCUCUUACAAUAAUCCAUCUCUGUCUCUCAAACAGUACAUAGAGAGAGAGAGAGAGAGAUCAAUUCUUAUGAAGUUGCCUCCCAACUACUCUUUUUAGUCUCUUUAUCUUUAUUCUUCUUCUUCUUCUUCUACUUCUUCUAAUGCCCCCACCCUACACCCUACACCCUCUCCCCUACCAACAUUAUUUCUUCCUUUACCCCCAACUCAUGCAUGCUCCUCCUUUCACUUCAUCAAAUGAACCACCCCAAUUGCACCAUCUCAAAAACCCACCUAGAGUUAACUAGAAACACUCCAAAAGAUUGAUUCUUUUUUGCUCCACAACUUAUGGCAUCCAUUGCCACCUUCUUCAACAACUUCUUUCUCUACCUCCUCAUCCUCCUACUUCACCUAGGUUGCUUCAUCUUCACCACCACCACCAAAAAAGACGACAACCACCACGCGCCGCCGUUAAAGAAACGAAAAAUCUCGCCUUUAUCCCAACCCUCCUCCCCUUCCCACCCCAAAUUCAAAACCCACAAAGCCAUCUCCUCUUCUUGGCAUUUCAUCAAACACCUCUUCUCCACCAAGUCCUGCAAAAACCCCACCACCACCACCGCCACCGCCGCCGCCUCAUCCCCUCAAUCCACCACCACCGUCACUACCACCGUCUCCGCCGCCGCCGCAAGUUCCCUCAUUUCCUCAUCACAACCCGACCCGGAUAGAAAACAACCCGAAUCCGACAUCGGCGCCGACACGAACCUCUUCUUCCCCCUCCGCAACGACAUCUUCCCCUGCACCGCGUGCGGCGAGAUCUUCCAGAAGCCCCACCUCUUAGAAACCCACCAAACCCUCAAACACGCGGUUUCGGAUCUACCCGGAUCCGACCCGGGUCACAACAUCGUCCAAAUCAUCUUCAAAUCGGGUUGGCCCGAAUCCAAACCCUUCCCCAACGUGACCCGCGUCCUCAAGAUCCACAACAGCCCCAAGAUCCUCGCCAAGUUCGAGGAGUACCGCGAGGCCGUCAAGGCCAAGGCGGCGCGUCACGGCGCCCUCACGCGCCGCCCCGACGAGCGCUGCAUCGCCGACGGCAACGAGCUCAUGCGCUUCCACUGCUCCACCUUUCUAUGUUCCCUGGGACACAACGGGGAUUCCUCAAUUUGUUCGCAGCAAUUUUGUAACGUUUGCGGAAUAAUUAAGUCCGGAUUCUCGUCCAAGUUGGACGGAAUCGCCACGCUGUCCACCAGCUGGCGGGCCCACGUGGCGAUUCCUGAAGACUUGGAACGAGAAUUUCGCUUCAUGAAUGUGAAGCGGGCCAUGCUCGUUUGUAGGGUGAUUGCGGGUCGGGUUGGGUCGGAUUUAGACGAAGCGGAAAAAGAGGAUGGGGGUUUUGAUUCGGUGAUGGCGAGGGGAGAGAGUGGAGUUUACACCCGGCUUGAUGAGGAGGAGCUGUUGGUGUUUAAUCCUAGGGCUCUGCUUCCUUGCUUUGUGAUUGUGUAUAGUGUGUGAUGAAUGAGUAUGUAUGAUGAUGAUGAUGUCAGCUUGAUCCAACGGUCGUGAUCAUGGGUUGUAAUCUUAAUUUGGUUAAGUCUUUUGUAGUUAAGAGAUGCUUCUUUUUGCAUAAUCUGGGUUAUCGGACCCUUGUGCACGAAAUUCUGUGCAUUAAAUUGACACAUUAUAGUAUAGAAAUUGAAUGUGAUGUAUGUAAGACUGUUUUUUUUUUAGGUGAAUAUCUUUUGGUUGUGUUAG
This is a messenger RNA of Cajanus cajan (pigeon pea), 1830 nucleotides long. RefSeq names its product zinc finger (C2H2 type) family protein. NCBI's taxonomy places the organism in Eukaryota, Viridiplantae, Streptophyta, Magnoliopsida, Fabales, Fabaceae. The record is from RefSeq and is a predicted model, not a curated record.